GUGGCUUUCUCGGUGAAACGUCAUCAAGUGUCUCUCUUCUUCAGUGCUCUGAAUCAGCUGGUCUUUAGUUACAGAGACAGUCAACUAGAUUCAAUCUUCUACCCCCAAACUUCUGAAACCUACAACAUUAAACAAAAUGCCUGGACCUGCAACAAGUGCAACAAAUGUUGGUGCGUCCAGCCGUUCCCCAAGUAAGACAGUGGCCCCUCGCACUGCUGGCACCUCAGCCAGACAGAGGAAAGCCCCCAGCAGUGGUGCACGCAGUGGAGCCAGAUCCACAGCAUCAGCUGGCACAGGAGGGAUGUGGCGCUUUUACACUGAAGACUCCCCAGGUCUUAAAGUUGGCCCAGUACCAGUUUUGGUGAUGAGUCUGCUCUUUAUCGCAUCUGUAUUCAUGCUGCACAUUUGGGGAAAGUACACCCGUUCUUAAGCCUGAACGACCUCUAAAAUCCGACCCUACAACCUGUCACUGAAUCUUAAGCCAUUGGACUUGGACCAAACUCUGACCAUCAACACCCCAGUCCCCUUACUUUUAUUAUAACCUCCAUUUCAAGGUGUUUUCAACCCCCAAGAGUUUACCCAGCCCCUACAAACAUUAACACCCCCCAAUCCUUGUUCAAACAAAUUUGUAAAAUUGUACAAUAAAAUGUUAUUAAACAUC
This is a messenger RNA of Xyrauchen texanus (razorback sucker), 661 nucleotides long. It is a transcript of the gene sec61b, whose product is annotated as SEC61 translocon subunit beta. Bases 137 to 430 code for a protein of 97 amino acids. Gene Ontology annotation, biological process: intracellular protein transport. The record is from RefSeq and is a predicted model, not a curated record. Gene Ontology annotation, cellular component: Sec61 translocon complex. NCBI's taxonomy places the organism in Eukaryota, Metazoa, Chordata, Actinopteri, Cypriniformes, Catostomidae. The transcript is spliced from 4 exons.